Molecule: messenger RNA, 466 nt
Organism: Zalophus californianus (California sea lion)
Lineage: Eukaryota; Metazoa; Chordata; Mammalia; Carnivora; Otariidae
Product: cytochrome b-c1 complex subunit 10
Exons: 3
Coding region: 108-278 (56 amino acids)
Biological process (GO): mitochondrial electron transport, ubiquinol to cytochrome c
Cellular component (GO): mitochondrial inner membrane
Source: RefSeq, a predicted model, not a curated record
CUGGGGGGGGGGGGGCCUCCCCGUGCGCCUGCGCGCUGCCGCCGCCGCGCUUGCGUAGUGUGGCCGGGAGGGCCCCGGGGUCACCCUGAGCUGGGGACCGCGCCGCGAUGCUGAGCAGGUUUCUGGGCCCGCGGUACCGUGAGCUGGCCAAAAACUGGAUGCCCACAGCAGGCAUGUGGGGCGCCGUGGGCACUGUGGGGCUGGUGUGGGCCACGGACUGGCGGCUGAUUCUGGACUGGGUGCCCUACAUCAAUGGCAAGUUUAAGAAGGACGAUUAAACUGACUCUCCUCGGACCCCUCUGGUGUCUGCUGAUGCUGUCUCCCGUGGGAGCCCCUGCAGUGCCUGGACCAGCCCCCACCCUCAGGAUGGGCCUCAAGGAAAGGACAGCAUGACUGAGGACUCUGUUUCUGAGAAUAGCUUUUAUGUUUGAAUGCACACAGCAUUAAACCUUGCUCUGAAACCUGC